Molecule: messenger RNA, 622 nt
Organism: Gigantopelta aegis
Lineage: Eukaryota; Metazoa; Mollusca; Gastropoda; Neomphalida; Peltospiridae
Product: chymotrypsin-1-like
Exons: 3
Coding region: 23-253 (76 amino acids)
Biological process (GO): proteolysis
Molecular function (GO): serine-type endopeptidase activity
Source: RefSeq, a predicted model, not a curated record
CACAGUUGCCAGACAAAUAGACAUGAAAAUGUGGAAUGUAUGUGGAUUACUUCUGAUUGUAGCCUGCAUUGUUUGUCAAGGCUCGCUCUCGGCAAGACUCGACACACGAGUUAUUGGAGGAUCGGAUGCUGACACUGCAGACUAUCCGUACAUGUGUUCGUUAAUGUAUUCCGGAAGUCACACGUGCGGCUGCGUGAUCAUAUCAGCCAGUACAAUCCUGAAAACGGCGCAGUGUGUCGAUGGUAGAAAGUGAGUUUUUAAAAAUGUAUCCACAAGACAUCCAUUAAUCUUGCUUUGGAACCAAAAACGUAGCUUGGAUUUCGAAAUGUGUGCAUGAUACUCAGUAUCAACACGCUAAGAAGGUCCAUACUGAAGGAAAUUCCUCCUCAUCGGCUCACCAGCUCCAAGUUCAGCCAGCUAACGUUUGUAAACUAUUUGAUUCUUCGAUUCGUGUUGCACGUCACAUCCGCUGACCUUCACCCUAGCAUGCCUAGCAACCAGAGAACUGGAUGAAAACAAAUGUCUUAUUUACACUGAAUCGCAUAUAAGUAUUAGACCUCUUGUCCAUUGAGAAGCACAUCACUUCUAUUUUCGAUUCUGUUAGUACUCUCGUUAUACUAUA